CAUCACAAGCUUAAUAAGCCUGCCCAGGGCUUUCCUUCCAACACCCACAAGAUCGGUAAGCUUAAUCAGCUUUUACCCAUGGCAACCACAAAGCCUAGGAAUUAAGGCCUAAUUGGUAAUACCCACAAGUAUUAUGUCUUCAGUGGGCCCUGGUAGCGAGUGAAAUUUUGGGACUUGGGUGGAACUUGCAGAGUUUUACAGAUAUAUAUUUUUUUAACUCAGGGUGCGUUUGACAUUCCUAGAAGUUUGAUUUAGGCGAUAGCCGUGAACAUGCCAGGUGAAGGAGAAGGGGAUGCCUCAAAACAGGUCGAAGAGGACAAGGAAGCGAUAGUACAAUCAGAGACACCGUCAUCACCUGUAUUGGGUUCACCAUCUCUAUCAUCUCCUGGAGAACAACAACAAGGGAAUGCGGAUGGAGAUAGAGACGAAGAUGGGGACGCUUCAAUGGUUGCCGCUGAAGAAGGCAACAACAACAACAACAUUAACAUCAAUAAGGUUGAUGGAUGGGAGGAUGCUAGAGCAUGGCUAAUGACAUUGCCAAGAAGGAGAAAUGUGAUGAGGAAUGAGAUCGAAGCAUGGUUCCAAGCCAACAAGCACACACUCUCCAGAGACAUUGUCACUAUGCCUCGUCAGCAUCUCUAUAAUUACCUCAUCAACCAACACAAGCUUCUUCGGAUGGCUGAUCAGGCACAUUCCCCUCAGCACCAGAUGGAGACUGCAGAGUGGCUUGAACCUCCAACGGCUCGCUUUAAACGAAGUGACAAGUGGAAGCCUAUAUAUUCAUGGUUAGAAUCACUUGAUUGUGAGGAAAUUGUUAGAACAAAGACAAUUGUAGAGUGGCUUUCUCAAAAUCCGGAUGUGAGGGAGGAACUGGAAUCAAAGCAUUCACGAUACCACAUGAUCCAUUAUGUACAGAAGUGUCAUUCCAAAAUAUUGAAGAAAAGGGAGAAACAGCGUAAUGUUCAGAACAAUCGAAUGCGUGGACAGAUGCCAGUCAAUAGCUACCCAAUCCAAAGGGUGGACAUGGCAACUGAGCAGAAGUGCUAUGAGGCUGAUGGCUUACAGACAGACAGCAGGAAAUCUGAUGCUGCUGAGGGCAAUGUGGUUCAAAAGAGAGAACCUGAUGACGGGGAAGGUGUUCUAACAAGUCAUCUCAUUGACUUUGUGGACGACAAUCCCAUUGAGUUGAAGAAUUCUGGUAGUUGCGUGGAGGAAGAACAUGAACCUGGGACUAUGGUUUUGGCUUUACAAGCACCAGAGAUGGGUAAUGUGCCAAAACAACACUCAGGAGAUGCAAAUGACUUGUCAGUAAUGGGGAGGGAUGAAGCACAAAGAAGAUAUGAACUUCUUUCUGAACUGCAGAGUCGCCUCAUAAUCCUUAUUACAAAAUCCAAGCAGCAAGUAUUUACACCUAAUGUUUCAAGUGGUGGACUGGUCUCAGAAGGAAAUGAUGAUACUGAAGGAAGGACUAGACGCAAGUUGCGAGAUUCUGGGCAAUCUCAGUCAGAUUUAGCAAACCAUUCAAUUUCCGGACAAGCAAGGUUUAGAUCAUCAGUAGAUGGCAAAUUAGGACGGAAGCGAAAGAAAAUUAGGGAUAGCUUGGAUAUAUCGGUCCAUGCAUGGGCUCAAUGUGAAGUAUCUGAAGAUGUCAGUUCUGACAAGGGAUCCAAUAAUUCUGUACCUGAAUGCCAGACGAGUUCACAUAAAGCAGUACACACAGCAUUUUCUACAGGGUAUAGACCAAAUGUUGUUAAGUGCGUGCAGGGACGAGAGGGAGGUUUAAGUUGGCCUUUGACAUCUGUUCCAAAUGGAUACACUGGAAGGCUCCAGCGGAACUGGAAAUCAACAUUUGAGGGUUGGGACUCACUUGGAAAACAAUUCGAAGGGCCAGCAGUUUGGUUGGAGAAAAAAGCGUAUUCAUCAUGGAUCCCAACUUGGAGUUCCUACACAUCAAGUGUGGCUGUUGCACAACCUCUUGGGAGAAUGGAUCAAAGCGUUCAGAAGGUUCUAGAUGUGAGAUUUCAUCCUCAUGGAUUGCCUCAACUUGUUUGUAGCUCUAAUGAGGCUCCCAAUGAACUUCUUUUGUACAAUCUUGUCGCUGGAAGGGCAACAGAAUUGGCUGGGCAUAACUGCCAGAUACAAGCGGUUGAAUAUGCUGCAGGAGGUGCAAGCAUUGUAUCUUGUGGUUCUAAUCUAGUAAAGGUUUGGGAUUCCACUUCUGGAGCAUGUCUUUAUACAAUGGGACCAUUGGCAGAUGUUGCAGAUUCAGUUGGGCAUAAAAAGAAAAUAAAUGCCCUAACUGUUAAUCGCUGGCAAUCUUGUCUUGUGGCAACCAGUGGCAGUCAAAAUGAUGGUAAACUUCUUCUUUGGAAUGUUCUUACAGGAGAGCUUGCCACAGAUAUAAAUGUGAAUAUGAGACAAAUGCAUUCUGCCCUUCCUUCUAUAGAUGCUAUGGAGUUUUGCAAUCAAAAUCUACUUGUUUGUGGAACUGAUUCUGCAUAUGGAGGACCAGCUAUGGUGCAAGUAUGGGAUAUCGAGGCUGCUCAAGGGUGUGCUUCGUUCCCUGCAAAUGAUUCUUAUAUCACAUCUCUGAAAAUCAAUCCAGUAUGUGAUACCAUUAUUACAGGUGCUGGUGAUGGAACUGUUGGAUUAUUUGAUAUCAGAACAUGUGGGGGAAUUUCCCGACUUUCUGUAGGCUCAAACUUUGAGGUGACCUCUGUGUCCUUCAGUAGUUGUGGAACCUACUUUCAUGCUUCAAGUACAGCAAAUGCCACCUUGGUUUGGGAUACAAGGAUGAUACCAAUGAAUCCUGGUUCAAUGCCAAAGGAAAGACCUUUAAUUGUGGCUGAUCCCACAAUGCAUUCUAUGAGACCUCUGCAUUGCCUGAGCCAUGGAAAACAGAUGCCCACUGCAGAAAACGCUGGUCAACUUCCCGGGUAUGUUGAUGAAGGAGAUCAAGGUGUGAAUGAUGCUCGUUGGCUUCAUAACAUGUCAGUUUUGGUAACAGCGAGUGGUAAUGGAAGUGUUGCUAUGUGGAAUGUUACUCUUGGAAAACCCUGUAUUAGACACUUAAUCAGCCACACCCGGUGUGCUAACACAGUAGCUGUUGCUCCUAAUGACGAGUAUAUUUGUAGUGGAGGCGAUGACCAGAAAGUGGUACUAUAUCAUGAUAGAAAGGGGAGAUCCAGGACAAAGUGGCGUCUCACCCACCCUCUGUCAGAUGUCCAAAUGGAUUUAGAUGAUAUAUAGCCUAUUGUGAAGUUAGGUAUAAGGCUCCAUUGUCUAGUAUUUUUAAGAAGUAAAUAAUUAAAAAAAAAUUACAGGUAACAAGUGAAACCACAGAUUUGUCUUGUAGAGAGUUUAUUCCUGAAGAAUGGGCAAGACCGUUGAGAAACAAGCACUGGUUGUAUACAGUAUUUCUACAUUACACUUAACAAGUGAAAUCACAAGUUUAUUUAUAUAGAGAGUGUAUUUAUGAAGAUGGGUAAGACUCUUGAGAAACAGGCACUGGUUGCGUACCAUAUUUCCACAUUACAAUUCGCAAGUGGAACCACAAAUUUCUUAUGUAGAGAGUGUAUUUCUGAAGAAUGGGUAAGACUGUUGAGAAAUAGGCACUGGUUGCAUACCAUAUUUCCACAUUCAAUUGGCAAGUGGAACCACAAAUUUCUUAUGUAGGGAGUGUAUUUCUGAAGAAUGGGUAAGACUGUUGAGAAACAGGCACUGGUUGUAUGCCAUAUUUCCACAUUACAGUUUGAUGUGGUUGUAAAUUAUGUACAUUGUUAAUUAUUGCUACAUAUCUUCAGUCUACUCAAUAAAGGUUAAAAAUUCCUACAUUUUCAAGGUU
Messenger RNA from Cryptomeria japonica (Japanese cedar), 3844 nucleotides. RefSeq lists its product as uncharacterized. Bases 271 to 3249 code for a protein of 992 amino acids. The transcript is spliced from 21 exons. Gene Ontology annotation, molecular function: protein binding. The record is from RefSeq and is a predicted model, not a curated record. NCBI's taxonomy places the organism in Eukaryota, Viridiplantae, Streptophyta, Pinopsida, Cupressales, Cupressaceae.